AUGCGUUUCAGUAUUCUUCCCGCCGUGGCCUUGGCCCUCUACAAUGGUCUGGUGACAGCAAACCCUUUCGCAAAUAGAGAUAUCGAGUCUCGACAAACUUCUGGCCUUGACGCCGCCAUGAAGGCUGCUGGCAAGAAGUACUUUGGCACAGCACUGACAGUCCGCAAUGACGGUGGAGAGACCAACGUCCUCAACACCAAAGGGGAAUUUGGAUCUAUUACCCCUGAGAACGCCAUGAAGUGGGAGGCUAUCCAGCCCAAUCGUGGCCAGUUCAACUGGGCUUCGGCCGACCAGCAUGCCAAUGCCGCCACGCAGCGAGGUAUGGAGCUUCGAUGCCACACUCUCGUUUGGCACAGCCAGUUACCCUCUUGGGUGGCUAAUGGCAACUGGAACAACCAGACCUUGCAGCAGGUCAUGAAGGACCACAUCAAUGCUGUCAUGGGUCGAUACAAGGGGAAGUGUACUCACUGGGACGUCGUCAAUGAAGCUCUCAAUGAGGAUGGAACUUACCGCGACAGUGUCUUCUACCGCGUCAUCGGCGAGGCAUUUAUUCCCAUUGCUUUCCGCAUGGCUCUUGCUGCAGACCCUACCACCAAACUCUACUACAACGACUACAACCUCGAGUAUGGUGGUGCCAAGACUGCAGGAGCUAUCCGUAUCACCAAACUUAUCCAGUCCUACGGCCUUCGCAUCGACGGUGUUGGUCUGCAGGCUCACAUGACCAGCGAGAGCACGCCUACUCAAAACACACCUACUCCUUCCCGAGCAAACUUGGCUUCAGUUCUCAACAGCUUCACCAAGCUCAACGUCGACGUUGCCUACACCGAACUUGACAUUCGCAUGAACACCCCCGCCAACCAGCAGAAGCUCCAGGCCAAUGCUGCGGCCUACGCCAGAAUGGUGGGGUCUUGUAUGGAUGUCAAGCGAUGCGUUGGUGUUACUGUCUGGGGAAUUUCGGACAAGUAUUCCUGGGUUCCUGGCACAUUCCCUGGGGAGGGCUCUGCUCUCCUUUGGGAUGAUAACUUUAACAAGAAGCCAUCUUACACCUCAUCCCUGAACACUAUUCGUGGGCAAUAG
This is a messenger RNA of Fusarium venenatum, 1077 nucleotides long. The record is from RefSeq and is a predicted model, not a curated record. Lineage: Eukaryota; Fungi; Ascomycota; Sordariomycetes; Hypocreales; Nectriaceae.